This is a messenger RNA of Asparagus officinalis (garden asparagus), 1034 nucleotides long. RefSeq names its product probable histone chaperone ASF1A. The transcript is spliced from 3 exons. Gene Ontology annotation, cellular component: nucleus. Gene Ontology annotation, biological process: DNA replication-dependent chromatin assembly. Gene Ontology annotation, molecular function: histone binding. Bases 292 to 867 code for a protein of 191 amino acids. The record is from RefSeq and is a predicted model, not a curated record. Lineage: Eukaryota; Viridiplantae; Streptophyta; Magnoliopsida; Asparagales; Asparagaceae.
GCGCAAUAAAAACCCUAAAAAAUUCUCUAUCAAGCCCAACCACAAAAGCGGAAUCCCCCUUUCCCACCCCUUUUACUUUCACCAAAAAAAAGGACCCCAAAAGUUUCGAAACUCUCCCGCCAAUUCUGACCGCAUCUACAUAUUUCCCUCAUUCCUUAACCGCCAAAAUCAACAGCUGCGAUCUCCAUCAUCUCGCCUCCGCUCGCUUUCUUCUUCUAUCUCUGGCGAUUUUGGCGGCUAGGGUUUUGGUGGGGGCGUUGAUGAGGGUUUUGGGGGCCUAGGGUUUCCGAGAUGAGCGCGGUCAACAUCACGAACGUGACGGUACUCGACAAUCCUGCGGCGUUUCUCAAUCCGUUCCAGUUCGAGAUCUCCUACGAGUGCCUCGUCCCUCUCAAAGACGAUCUGGAAUGGAAGCUCAUCUAUGUGGGAUCUGCUGAAGACGAGACCUAUGAUCAACUUCUCGAGAGCGUUCUUGUUGGCCCCGUAAAUGUUGGGAACUACCGUUUUGUCUUCGAGGCAGAUCCUCCAGAUCCUUCAAAGAUUCGAGAUGAAGACAUCAUAGGUGUUACAGUACUGCUACUGACCUGCUCAUACUUGGGCCAAGAAUUCAUAAGAGUUGGAUAUUAUGUUAACAAUGACUAUGAUGACGAGCUACUAAGAUUAGAACCUCCGACAAAAGUGAUAAUCGAUAAAGUCCAGAGAAAUAUCCUCGCUGAUAAACCUAGAGUCACAAAGUUUCCCAUUAAUUUCCAUCCCGAUUCCAAUGAAAAUGGUGAGCAACAGCCUCCUGUGUCUUCCCCUGAGAAUCAUGAGAGCAAUGAUCCUCCACCUGAAGGCUCCUCUCCUCCACCUCCUAGUGAAAGCUGAGAAGCUUGUAGAGCUUUGUUUUUUUUUUGAUGGAACUGUACUGUUAACAACUAGAUGUGUUCCUGUGAAAUAACUUUGUUUCCAAUUUCCUGAGUCUCACUAGUAAAAUUUAGCUUCGUGUAUUGUUGUGUGGUAUGAGAUUUCAUUGACUUAUUGUCACCUUUAUA